Messenger RNA from Tricharina praecox, 1872 nucleotides. RefSeq names its product putative choline dehydrogenase. Gene Ontology annotation, molecular function: oxidoreductase activity, acting on CH-OH group of donors; flavin adenine dinucleotide binding. NCBI's taxonomy places the organism in Eukaryota, Fungi, Ascomycota, Pezizomycetes, Pezizales, Pyronemataceae. The transcript is spliced from 2 exons. The record is from RefSeq and is a predicted model, not a curated record. The coding region runs from base 1 to 1779 and encodes 592 amino acids.
AUGCUCCUCUCCUCACUCCAGCCGCUCCUCUUUCUCGCCCGCAGCUACGACUACAUAAUCGUGGGCGGAGGCACAGCGGGGCUCACCCUAGCGGGAAGACUCUGCUCUGACCCCAGCGUAACCGUCGGCGUUCUCGAAGCCGGCCCAGACGCGCACAACGACCCACUGGUCUACAUCCCGGGCUUCUACGGGUACCCGCAGCGGUCGUCGGGCUACGGCCCCGACGACUCCCCGCUGGACUGGGGCUUCAGGACGGAGCCGCAGCCGCACGUCGACAACCGCCGCAUGCCCUGGUCGCGCGGGAAGAUGCUCGGCGGCUCCAGCGCGCUCAACUACAUGAUCUGGGACGUCCCGUCGGCGCCAGAGUACGAUGCGUAUGCCACCCACGGUAACGCCCCCGGCUGGAACUGGUGCACCGUCUCCGCCGCUGUGAAUAAGGCGUGGAGGGCGAUCCAGCCCGGCGUCCUCACCGGGCAAGCGGGAGAGUUGUCGGUGCAGAAGUUCGUCACCCCCGGGACAGAGCUGUUUGCGCCUACCCUCAAGAAGCUUGGCGUCAAGGUCAAUCCGAACCCGCUGAGCGGUGAUGCAAUCGGCACAUAUGAUUCUCCGGCGUCCAUCCUGAAUGGCGCCAGUACGAGGUCGUACAGUGUCUCGGCGUAUCUCCUGCCGAACGCGCACCGUGAUAAUCUGGUAGUGUUGCCCGGGGCGACGGGUGCUCGUGUGGUGCUGGAUGCGAGCAACAGGGCGAUUGGGAUGGAGUUUCUGGACUGCAGUGGGCGGAACCACACGGCGUUCCUCAAUCCUGACGGAGAGGUGGUGUUGUCGGCAGGAAGCACGCAGACGCCGCAGCUGCUAGAGCUCUCCGGCAUCGGGAAGAAGAGUGUGCUCGAUGCCGUGGGGAUUCCCGUCCGCGUGCGCAACGACAACGUCGGUGAAGAUCUGCAGGAUCACCUAUUCGCCCCCCUCGUCUACGAAAUUACGCCGGGCAUCCCCACGCGCGACCUGCUCCUGACCUCGCUGCCCUUCCUCGCCACAGCGGAGGCGAACUACACCAACCACCGUGACGGCAUCCUCUCCUCGGGCAUUUCAGCGCUGUCCUUCGUCCCUCUCACGAACGUCAUGGACCCACCCGCUCUCUCACGUCUAAUCGCGGAAACCAAGCUCUCCAAACCAUCGGUGGACCCGUUCUCAACCUUCACACUCCCCUACUCCCCGCAGCACCGCGACGCCAACAAAGUAGCCCAACUCGAGUUCCUCUUCGGCAACUACAAAGUGACUCCCGGCCCACGGGAAGUGGGGAAGUCGUACAUUUCGAUCUGGGCGUGCCUGUUGCACCCGUUGUCACGCGGGAGCAUCCACAUCUCGUCACGCGACCCGCUGGUGCCGCCCGUUAUCGACCCACAGUAUUACAGCGAGGCGGUGGACCGCGCGGUCAUGCUCGCGGGUGUGAAGUUCGCGGAUAAGAUUGCGAAUACCGCGCCGCUGAGCGGGAUUAUAAAGCGGAGGGUCGACCUGCCGCCAGGGAGGUUGACGGAUCAGCAGCUGUGGGCGUAUACGAAGAAGGUUACGCAGAGUAUUUGGCAUCCGGUCGCGAGUGCCGCGAUGGGGAAGGUCGUCGAUGACAGGCUACGCGUGUUUGGCGUUAAGGGGCUGAGGGUUGUCGAUGCGAGUAUCGCCCCCCUCCUUAUCUCAGCGCAUAGUCAGGCUACCGUCUAUGGCAUUGCUGAGUUGGCAGCUGAGAUUAUGAAGGAGGAUAGGAGGAGGAAGACGUGCUUCUGAUUUCGGUCGCUUUGGGUGGUUGGUGGGGGGUUUCCAAGUUACUCAAUUAUCACUGUUUUUGCUGUUUAGUGUUCCUGUAUUUAUAUUUUGUCC